CCAUGUUGUCAAAAAGAAAUUGUUAGCAGAUUUUGACCCCGAAUGUCUAACGAGAACGACCAGUCCCGAUCGUAACCAGAACACACGACCAAAAUGCAGACCGCAAAGGGCAAGCCCCCGGUCUUGUCUUACGCAGCUGCCCUAAAGACGGGCCUGGCGGUACCUGAAAUAUCCAGGGAGAACAACCGAUCGAAAUCACCGGGUGAAUGUUCGCCAACCGCGUCGUCUAAGAGCGACGCAGACACCAGUCACGCCACCCAAGGGGCCGCGGGAUCUCUAUCAUCAGAGCCCUCUAAGAGCGGCAACUCAACAGAUUCUUCAGACCAGCCCCUUACCACAUUCCGGAGUACUCAAACCUGCAGACCCCUUCCAAACAACCCAACACAGCCUUCCCAGUCCUCCCAGGAUUGCCCGCCGAGACUGAAACCGAGAUCCUCCGCCCUAUUCCUCCGCGGCAUGGUAGCCAACUGUGGCUGCCUGUACAUCGUCAAGACGGGCAUCAGUGGAUUCCCCUCCUACCGCGACUUUCUCGAGUCAGGCUUUCCUAUGAGAAGUCGCUGUUCGCUGUGCAACGUCCUGGUCACCGAGAUCAGGUUCAACAAGGAUGUGGAGGCGGAGGUCACGGAGAUUAUUCAAUGGGAUGAGGAAGAGCAAUAUGGAUAUUCCGAGGACCUAGUGGAGAUCUAUAACGAUGAGGAUGCAGAUGACCAUGACUCUAGCCAAGGAUCUCAAUCACAGGGAGAGUCUGACGAGGAUAUGGAGGGCGACUCAUAUGGAGGAAUAUGGGGUGAUUAUUGCGAGGACGUAGUGGACGAGGCCAGUGACACGGACGACGAGGGUAGCGAGGAAGAGAAAGUCGGGGUUUGUUUACGGUGAGGAAGACGAUGAGUUUGGCGGCAUUGAUGGAGAAACCUCUCUAGCUUUCCGAGGAGGCACCAGCGAAUGACCAACCCGGCAUCACCUCGACUUCAACCGAGCAUGAAUAGG
This is a messenger RNA of Neurospora hispaniola, 987 nucleotides long. RefSeq lists its product as uncharacterized. NCBI's taxonomy places the organism in Eukaryota, Fungi, Ascomycota, Sordariomycetes, Sordariales, Sordariaceae. The record is from RefSeq and is a predicted model, not a curated record. The coding region runs from base 94 to 876 and encodes 260 amino acids. The transcript is spliced from 2 exons.